Messenger RNA from Striga asiatica, 924 nucleotides. Lineage: Eukaryota; Viridiplantae; Streptophyta; Magnoliopsida; Lamiales; Orobanchaceae. The record is from the annotation of a GenBank genome assembly.
AUGGAUUCGCUGAAGAAGGGAGAGCCUGAUAGGUGGAGAUUGGUGAAGGCUCACGGGCCAGCAGUAGGGCUGCCCACAGAGGAUGACAUGGGUAACAGUGAGGUUGGUCACAAUGCACUUGGUGCUGGCAGGAUUUUUGCACAGGGUGCAAAGCUUGUUGAUAUUGCUCUUGAAACGGGUAAAAUAUACGAUGGAGAAGGUUUCAAGUACAUCAAAGAAUCUUUUCCGAAUGGAACUCUUCAUCUCAUUGGAUUAUUAAGCGAUGGAGGUGUCCACUCUAGGCUUGACCAGUUGCUGUUGCUUCUUAAAGGUGCUAGCGAACAUGGUGCCAAAAAAAUCCGUGUUCAUAUUCUCACUGAUGGACGUGAUGUGUUGGACGGCAGUAGUGUGGGCUUUGUCGAAACUCUAGAAAAUGAUUUGGCAAAGUUGCGUGAGAAAGGCGUUGAUGCGAGGGUUGCAUCCGGUGGGGGCCGCAUGUAUGUUACGAUGGAUCGUUAUGAGAACGACUGGGACGUUGUCAAACGAGGUUGGGAUGCCCAAGUGCUUGGAGACGCACCCCACAAGUUUACGAACCCCAUUGAGGCUGUGAAGAAACUGAGAGAGAUCCCCAACACAAAUGACCAAUACUUGUCCCCUUUUGUUAUUGUUGAUGAUAACGGAAAGCCCGUUGGGCCUAUUGUAGAUGGCGAUGCCGUUGUGACAUUCAACUUCAGGGCAGAUCGUAUGGUUAUGUUGGCCAAGGCACUCGAAUACGAGGACUUUGAUAAAUUCGAUCGGGUCAGGUUUCCCAAAAAUCGUUAUGCUGGGAUGCUUCAGUAUGAUGGUGAGCUCAAACUCCCGAGUAAGUACCUUGUUUCGCCACCAGAGAUCGAUAGAACGUCUGGGGAGUAUCUUGUGCAUAAUGGCAUCCGUACUUUUGCUUGU